This is a messenger RNA of Condylura cristata (star-nosed mole), 3950 nucleotides long. It is a transcript of the gene SLC15A2, whose product is annotated as solute carrier family 15 (oligopeptide transporter), member 2. Gene Ontology annotation, biological process: transmembrane transport; oligopeptide transport. Gene Ontology annotation, cellular component: membrane. Gene Ontology annotation, molecular function: dipeptide transmembrane transporter activity. Lineage: Eukaryota; Metazoa; Chordata; Mammalia; Eulipotyphla; Talpidae. The record is from RefSeq and is a predicted model, not a curated record. The transcript is spliced from 22 exons. Bases 30 to 2213 code for a protein of 727 amino acids.
UUGAGGAAAGAGAGAGUAAAGAGCCAGCCAUGAACCCGUUCCAGAAAAAUGAGUCCAAGGAAACACUUUUUUCACCUGUCUCCACCGAUGAGAUGCCUCCCCAACCACCCAGCCUUCCAAAGCCACCUCCGAAAAUUUGUGGCUCCAAUUAUCCACUGAGCAUUGCCUUCAUUGUGGUGAAUGAAUUCUGUGAGCGUUUUUCCUAUUAUGGCAUGAAAGCUGUGCUGACUCUCUACUUCCUGUAUUUCCUGCACUGGAAUGAAGACACCUCCACAUCUGUGUACCAUGCCUUCAGCAGCCUCUGUUAUUUCACUCCUAUCCUGGGAGCAGCCAUAGCUGACUCAUGGUUGGGAAAGUUCAAGACAAUCAUCUACCUCUCCCUGGUGUAUGUACUUGGCCAUGUGAUCAAAUCAUUGGGUGCCUUACCAAUACUGGGGGGAUAUAUGCUACACACAGUCCUGUCAUUGGUUGGCCUGAGUCUAAUAGCUUUGGGGACAGGUGGUAUCAAACCCUGUGUGGCAGCUUUUGGUGGAGACCAGUUUGAAGAAAAACAUGCAGAGGAGCGGACUAGAUACUUCUCAGUCUUCUACCUCUCCAUCAAUGCAGGGAGUUUGAUUUCUACAUUUAUCACACCCAUGCUGAGAGGAGAUGUGAAGUGUUUUGGGGAAGACUGCUAUGCACUAGCUUUUGGAGUUCCAGGAUUGCUUAUGGUGAUAGCUCUUGCGGUGUUUGCAAUGGGAAGCAAAAUAUACAAAAAACCACCUCCUGAAGGAAACAUAGUGAUUCAAGUUGUCAAAUGUAUCUGGUGUGCUAUUUCCAACCGCUACAAGAACCGUUCCAGAGACAUACCAAAACGACAGCACUGGCUAGACUGGGCAGCUGAGAAAUACCCAAAGCAGCUUAUAAUGGAUGUGAAGGCACUGACGAGGGUACUAUUCCUUUAUAUCCCAUUGCCCAUGUUCUGGGCUCUUUUGGAUCAGCAGGGCUCACGAUGGACCUUGCAAGCCACCAAGAUGAAUGGAAAUUUGGGUUUUUUUGUGCUUCAACCUGACCAGAUGCAGGUAAUAAAUCCCUUUCUGGUUCUUAUCUUCAUCCCAUUGUUUGACCUUGUCAUUUACCGUCUGAUCUCCAAAUGUGGCAUUAAAUUCUCAUCACUUAGGAAGAUGGCUGCAGGUAUGAUCCUAGCAUGCCUGGCAUUUGCAGUUGCAGCAAUUGUAGAGAUAAAAAUCAAUGAAAUGACUCCACCCCAGCCAGGAUCCCAAGAGAUUUUCCUACAAGUCUUAAAUCUAGCAGAUGAUGAAGUAAAGGUGACAGUGUUGGAAAAUGACAACAAUGCUCUAUUGACAGAGUCCAUCAAGUCCUUUCAGAAAAUGCCACACUAUUCCAAACUCAACCUGAAGGCAAAAAGCCAGGAAUUCCACUUCUACCUCGACUAUCAUAAUCUGACUGUCAAUACCAACAGUUCUGUGGAAGAGAAGAAUUGGUAUAGUCUGAUCAUUCGAGAAGAUGGGAAAAAUAUUUCCAGCAUGAUGGUGAAAGAUGAAAACAAAACAACUAAUGGGAUGACAGCUGUGAGGUUUGUAAACACUUUGCAUGAAGAAGUCAACAUCUCCCUGGGUAGAAGUAUCUUCUUCAGUGUUGGUGAAGACUAUGGUGUGUCUGCUUACAGAACUGUGCAAAGUGGAGAUUACCGUUCAGUGCCUUGUAGGACAGAAGAUAAGAACUUUUCACUGAACUUGGGUCUACUAGACUUUGAUGUAUCAUAUGUGUUCAUUAUUAUUAAUAAAACCAAUCAGGGUCCUCAGGCCUGGAGAAUGGAAGACAUUCCACCCAAUAAAAUAUCCAUCGCAUGGCAGCUACCACAGUAUGCCCUGGUUACAGCUGCCGAGGUCAUGUUCUCUGUCACAGGACUUGAGUUUUCUUAUUCUCAGGCUCCUACUAGCAUGAAGUCUGUCCUCCAGGCAGCCUGGUUGUUGACAGUUGCAUUUGGGAACAUCAUUGUGCUUAUCGUGGCGCAGUUCAGUGGCCUGGUGCAGUGGGCUGAAUUCAUUUUGUUUUCCUGCCUCUUGCUGGUGGUCUGCCUGAUCUUCUCCAUCAUGGCCUACUACUAUGUUCCGACAAAGCCACAGGAUAUGCAGCGGCUAGCAGAGAAGCCGAUUCCACAUAUCCAAGGGAACAUGAUCAACCUGGAAACUAAGAACACAAAGCUCUAGUGUCUCUUUGGGCUCUCCCUGCAGUUCCUGGCUGUGGCCUUGGCCAACACCAUUCUUCAAGAGUCUUUUUUUCCUAUUGAUUAAGGUAGAGUAGUAGCAUCCUAUCUGAGCUCAUCCCUUUACUUUUCUCCCAUUAUAGAGGCAGUUUUAACAUUGAGUUUUCCAGGAUAUCAAAGAGCAAGCCUCCUGAGACUCUAUCAGUGAAGUUAGUAAACCUUGUGUAGCAUUGCUGGAGCUGGGCAGUGGUCUCUAGAUGGCCAUGAAAAGCACAAAGGUAAACAGGAUGUUAGUUUCGUAGAUUUUCAAAAUUAAUAUUGGAAUUUCUUUACCUGUCAUUUAGAACCAAUGACUCCAUUUUAUGAGGUGCUGAUAUAUGGGUAAAAUUGCAGAAUAACAGAAAAUUAAUAUUGCAAGUUUUUUCCUAAGCAAUAGAUUCAAAUUAGUCACAAGGACCUUGAAAACUGGUAUGUCUAGUAUAAUCUGAUCUAGAUACCAACUUGCCAAAUAUCCAAGUUUAAUAAGGCCCUAGUACAUUUUUCAGCACAUAUGAUAGGAGACAGAAUUUUAUUAACACAUAGGAGAAGAUAUAUGUUUUUCUGUUAGCUACAUUUUAACUACUAACCCAAAUGCUCCUUUCUUAGCAUGAUAGAUCUUUGGAAGCCAAGAUAAAGACACUAAACAUGGUCUAGAAAAACAACAGGUUUAAAUUGUGGAAAAUCUGAUUAGUCAUUCUACUGUGCACAUUCCUAUUAAGGAAUACAGUGUUUCAGCCCUGGCUAUGCCCUCCCAAACACACUUGCAUACACACUAAUUACAAUUUCCCAAUCCUGCCUUCUCAAUAUUGUUAGCCACUUUUAAAAAUUAUUACAUCAUGUCUCAUUCAACCAAUAUUUAAUAACAAUAUCUUUAUGAAUCCAGCUUCCUUUUUUUAUGUUACUCUUUUUAGUCCUGAAGUAGUGCCUCUAUUUUGAUAUUUUUUAAUCCCUGCUUUCCUUUUCCAAAUGACUUUACCAUGUCAUUUUUUCAUUUAGGCCUGAAAAUUCCUUGUUUGUUCAAAACUUUAUAUUAAUGCUCUAGUUUUGAGCUUCUAAAAUGUGGUGCUUAUUGGAGGGGCAGAAUUCCACAAGGAGCCUACAGGGGGUGAUACUGUAGCACAUGAGAAAAUAUUUGUUUCUUUGUUGGUGAAAGAUGUUGAGAAACUUCACCUUGUACAUAGUGAAUGAACAAUGGCCAGACCUGGGAAAAUCAUUACUUUCCAGUGUGUUAAUGGGGAAAAAGUUCACAGCCAUGGCUCAUGAUUUUGUUUCAAUAGUAUCAUCUAUGAGAUUCAUCCAUGUUGAAUCUCAAAUUGGUAAGCUAACAACUAAGGAAAGUUGUGCAUUUCCCAAGUGUAAUAUACUUUAGCUUAAGUGACUAUGGUUUGUUUAAAAAAUACAAAAGUAACAGCAACAGCAGUACUCUUGAAAAUCUGAGCAUACUCCUUCAGAAGAUAUUCUCUGCAUUUUUGAGCAGCUUAACUCACUAUGUUCUUAGGAAAUUUUCUUUCAAGAAAUGGUAACAGUGCUCUGUGAAUAGAAGUUUCUAUGGAUAAAUAAAUUUUGGGAAUGAGGCAUCUUAUAUUCUUUUCUUAAUACUUCAUGCUAAAGAUCCUGAGAAAUCCCUCAAUGAAGACAAUAGACACUUUCUUUAGCCCCACAUGGAUAGUGUUCUGAAAACCACUGGUUGGGAAAAACUGAA